This is a messenger RNA of Cuscuta campestris, 4753 nucleotides long. NCBI's taxonomy places the organism in Eukaryota, Viridiplantae, Streptophyta, Magnoliopsida, Solanales, Convolvulaceae. The record is from the annotation of a GenBank genome assembly.
CCACGCGCUUACGGAAUGUAGGAGUCGUCCCCAAGAAACAAUGCCAAAAUAAGCCAGAGGAAGUUGAAUAACGCGGCCAUAUUUAGUUGAGAAAAAUCCGAUCAGCCAUAUGUAGGAAGGAAUCAAGUCGUCAAUGCGCCAUAUUUUCUUCCAAUUUUCAACCUCCGCUCGCCCAUCAACUUAAACCCAGAAACAAUUCCACUAUUCCGUCCUGAAAUCGCAAUAAACGGGACGUCGGGGCCGUAGAUUCUCUCCCGUCCGGCGAGGAUUGGACGAUUUGCCGAAGAUAUGGUCGGAUGGAAGGGAUCUGGAUCGGGAAGCCAUGGAUCACCUAACGUAGAGCACAUUCCUUCUUCGCGGGCCGUGCGGCUCGGCAAGGUUCAGCCACAAGCUCCCGGCCACCGGACGGUGUUUUGCAAUGAUCGUGAAGCCAAUGCUCUCGCCAAGUACAAGGUGAACUCUGUGUCAACUACAAAGUACGAUGUGCUUACAUUCUUACCAAAAGGUUUAUUUGAACAGUUCAGGCGGGUGGCUAACCUCUACUUCCUUAUGAUAUCAAUUCUUUCAUGCACUCCAAUCAGUCCUGUGAGUCCUAUUACAAAUGUUGUUCCUUUGAGUUUGGUGCUUCUUGUUUCUCUCAUAAAGGAGGCAUGGGAAGACUGGAAACGUUUUCAAAAUGACAUGUCAAUUAAUAAUACUCCUGUAGACGUAUUGCAAGAUAAGAAAUGGACGAGUCUUCCUUGGAAGAAGCUGCAGGUUGGGGACAUCGUGAGAAUUAAACAAGAUGAAUUUUUUCCAGCGGACAUAUCAUUUCUUGCCAGCACAAAUCCUGACGGGAUCUGCUACAUUGAGACAUCUAACUUAGAUGGUGAAACCAAUUUAAAGAUCAGAAAAGCUUUGGAGAAAACUUGGGACUAUUCGACUCCUGAGAAGGUUGCUGAAUUUCAAGGUGAAAUACAAUGUGAGGAGCCAAACAAUUCUUUGUACACAUUUACUGGCAAUUUGAUAGUCCAAAAGCAAACUCUGCCUCUUAGCCCUAAUCAACUUCUUUUGAGGGGUUGCAGUUUGAGAAACACCGAAUACAUUGUUGGGGUGGUUGUUUUUACUGGCCAUGAAACGAAGGUUAUGAUGAAUGCAAUGAAAAUUCCGUCUAAAAGAAGCACUUUAGAGAAGAAACUUGACAAACUUAUUCUCACUCUCUUUAGUGUUCUCUUUUGCAUGUGUGUCUUGGGAGCCAUUGGAAGUGGGGUAUUCAUAGACGACAAGUAUUUUUACUUGCGAUUUGAGACUGGCAAGAAUGCAGACGUACAAUUCAACCCUAACAAUAGAUUUGCGGUUGCUGCUUUGACUAUGUUCACCUUAAUUACUUUGUAUUCACCGAUUAUUCCCAUCUCUUUAUAUGUUUCUGUUGAGAUGAUUAAGUUUAUUCAAUCCACUCAAUUCAUCAACAAUGACUUGUGCAUGUACCACCCUGAGAGUAACACCCCUGCACAAGCAAGGACUUCUAAUUUGAACGAGGAGCUUGGUCAGGUAGAGUACAUAUUUUCUGACAAAACUGGGACUCUUACUCGAAACUUAAUGGAGUUCUUCAAAUGUUCAAUUGGAGGAGAGAUUUAUGGCACUGGUGUCACUGAAAUUGAAAUGGGCAUAGCACAAAGAAAUGGGACUUCAGUGCAGGUUCAGCAAUCACAGAAUCCUGCACGCGAGAAAGGCUUCAACUUUGAUGAUGCUCGGCUAAUGCGAGGUGCCUGGAGGAAUGAAUCUAAUCCUGAUGCAUGCAAGGAAUUCUUCAGAUGCCUUGCAAUAUGUCAUACUGUACUUCCAGAAGGAGAGGAUACCCCUGAAAAAAUUCGAUAUCAAGCAGCAUCACCUGAUGAGGCUGCUUUGGUCGUGGCUGCAAAGAAUUUUGGAUUCUUUUUUUGCAAGCGUACACCUACUAUGAUAUAUGUGCGCGAGUCUCAUGUUGAAAAGAUGGGAAAUAUUCAAGAUGUUCCAUAUGAAAUCCUGAAUGUGCUUGAAUUUAAUAGUACGAGGAAACGCCAGUCUGUCGUAUGCCGAUUCCCUGAUGGCAGGCUUGUAUUGUACUGUAAGGGUGCUGACACUGUAAUUUAUGAAAGGCUGGCCAGUGGAGAUAAUGAUUUGAAAAAAAGAACCAGGGAGCAUUUGGAGCACUUUGGAGCUGCUGGAUUACGCACACUUUGCUUAGCUUACAAAGUCUUAAAUCCGGAUGCAUAUGAAAAUUGGAAUGAUAGAUAUAUUCAAGCAAAAUCAUCUCUGCGAGACCGUGAAAAGAAAUUGGAUGAGGUGGCAGAACUCAUUGAGAAGGAUUUAGUUUUGAUUGGUUGCACUGCUAUAGAAGAUAAGCUUCAGGAAGGAGUGCCUGCAUGCAUAGAGACACUUUCUAGGGCUGGAAUCAAAAUUUGGGUGCUUACUGGGGACAAAAUGGAAACUGCAAUAAAUAUUGCUUAUGCGUGCAAUUUGAUCAACAAUGACAUGAAGCAAUUUAUUAUCAGUUCAGAAACUAAUGCGAUCAGAGAAGUGGAAGAUAAAGGUGACCAAGUGGAGAUUGCUCGUUUUAUGAAAGAUGCGGUAAAGAAUGAUCUUCAGAGGUGCUAUGAGGAAGCCCAAGAGUAUCUUCAUUCUGAAGCUAGGCCGAAGUUAGCACUUGUCAUUGAUGGGAAGUGUCUAAUGUAUGCAUUAGACCCAAGUUUGCGUGUUAUGCUGUUGAACUUGAGCUUGAAUUGUAGUGCAGUGGUUUGCUGCAGAGUUUCUCCUUUACAGAAGGCACAGGUGACUAGCUUGGUUAGGAAGGGAGCUAAGAGAAUAACACUUAGUAUCGGGGAUGGUGCUAAUGAUGUAAGCAUGAUCCAAGCUGCUCAUGUUGGUGUUGGAAUAAGUGGGCAGGAAGGAAUGCAGGCGGUGAUGGCUAGUGAUUUUGCAAUUGCUCAGUUUCGCUUUCUCACAGAUUUGCUUCUUGUCCAUGGACGGUGGUCGUAUAUGAGAAUCUGCAAGGUUGUGACAUAUUUCUUCUACAAAAAUUUGACAUUUACUUUGACGCAAUUUUGGUUCACCUUCCGCACUGGAUUUUCUGGUCAAAGAUUCUACGAUGAUUGGUUCCAGUCCCUUUACAAUGUUAUCUUCACAGCGCUUCCUGUGAUUGUUCUUGGACUUUUCGAAAAGGAUGUCAGUGCAUUCCUCUCGAAGAAAUAUCCUGAGUUAUACAAGGAAGGCAUAAGAAACUCAUUCUUCAAAUGGCGAGUGGUUGCUGUCUGGGCACUCUUUGCCAUCUAUCAGUCACUAGUGUUGUACUAUUGUGUGACUGCUUCAACUACCAAAGGCAUGAAUUCAUCUGGCAAGAUGUUUGGCCUUUGGGAUGUGAGUACACUGGCCUUCACUUGUGUCGUGGUAACUGUCAAUCUGCGUCUUCUUAUGAUGUGCAACACAAUCACCAAGUGGCAUCAAAUUAGUGUUGGAGGAAGCAUAUUAUUAUGGUUCAUAUUUAUCUUUAUUUACUCUGGCGUUGUAUUGCCGAAAGAUCAGAAGAACAUCUAUUUUGUCAUCUAUGUUUUGAUGAGCACACUUUAUUUUUAUGUUGCACUGAUUCUAGUGCCAGUUGCUGCACUCUUUGGGGACUUCUUAUAUCAGGGGGCCCAGAGAUGGUUCUUUCCAUAUGAUUACCAGAUUGUUCAAGAAAUCCACAUGCAUGAGGUUGACAGCUCAGGGGUAGGGCUGUUAGAGAUCAGAAACGAGCUUACACCAGAACAAGAAAGGAGCUAUGCCAUGAUGCAUCUCCCAGGACAGAAAUCAAAGCACACCGGUUUUGCCUUUGACUCACCCGGGUAUGAAUCCUUUUUUGCUUCCCAGGCCGGCGUGUUUGCGCCUCAUAAAGCAUGGGAUGUUGCUCGCAGAGCAAGUAUGAGGUCUCGCCCAAAGACGCCUCGGAACACUUGACUGACUUUUGCUCACUGUAUGAUUCUUUAUACACCCCCUCUUUCUGUUGUCUUUGCCAUUCGUUUGGUUAAGUGGGAGAUAAGCAAGUACUACCUCCCUCACAAUGUGUUUUUAUAGUUUCACUUUUUUCAGUAAAGUUGGGUAACUUUGAUCAUAAAUUAAAUAAGAAUUGCAUAUGAAAAAAUUGAUUUCAUAAGAUCUAUUUUUUCAAAUAACUUUCGAAAUGUAAUUUCACUGUUAAUAUGUAAUGCAAUUUUUAUUUAAUUGAUGAUUAAAGUUCGUCCAAUUUGACUGGAAAAAAAUGAAACUAGACGAAUACACGAAGAAUAGAAUGUACAAAAAUGAAGAAUGUUUGCCAUUUGGUGAGAAAUGAAGAAUAUCCUCCCAGUUUCUACCUAUUCCAUCUAAAUUUCUCUCUUGCCAAACGACACGUUGGAACUACCCUAUUUCACCCCCAAUCUCUUUUUCGCUCAUUUUUCUAUUCUCUUUUUCUUCCCAACCAAACAAAUGAAGGGUGUCCGAGAUCCUAAAUUAGCCGUGUAAUCGUGUUUGUAGUAAGUAUACUUUUGUCUUUGAUUCAUUUACAUGUCUUCUUUGCUUCCCUUUAGUUUUGUAUUUGUUAGAUUAUAGAUAUAUUGGGAUAGCAAUGGAGAUUGUAUAUUAAUUAGAGUGACAUUGUGAAUUUAUCUAUGCUUAUCAGCUUGUGCUUUGGUAUGUAGAAAAGUUGACAUGGGUCAAACUCUAUGGAGAUUUUGUAUGGUUUAUAUAUAUUUUAGUGGUGAAAUAUAGUGAUUUUUCUUAA